AUGACGGAGACUACACCUCCAACAGCAGCGUCGCGCGACGACCGCCAGGACCCCUCUGGCAAACCACCACUCCCCGACGCUGUUGCCUCCUUGAUGGAAUCGGCUGAUGGAGCUGCGGAUGAUGGUAGCAACUUUUACAAUACUCCGCUCAGCGGAAGUACUCCUUUACCGCCGUCGCAUAUCUUCAACUUAGUCGAGAAACCUGCAGAAAAGCCUCGUCCUCAAAUACCUGGGUUAAGUCUCUGCAACGAAUCGAAUGAACGUGAAAUACAGACAGAGGAGGGACAGAACUUGGAUGCUGGUGUCACGAUAGCUGACUCCCUGGACCUGGUCCUCACGGCCAUAGAAGCUGCUGCCAAAGAGGAAUCGGAGGGGUUUCAAGGUGCAACGGCUGGGAUAGACUGUGGCGCAGAGGAUAUAGAAAUGGGCGGGACGAAUCUGGAUGAGAAGACAGUCGAACAAGAGGCGGACUUUUCCACUGCUGCGGAAAGUGAAACUCAAGAUCAGGUAUCGGCACAGCUCGUCGUAGAGGCGUCAACUUACGACGACGGCACUCCAGUCACUGGCAAAGUGCCCGUGGCCGAAAACCACCCUGAAGCAAAUGGACAAAAAGAAUGGGAGACCGACUCUUCGCCUUAUGAGUCGUCCGAUUCCUCCUCCGACUCCUCAUCAGAUUCAAGCGAUGAGGACCCGGAUUACGAGCUGUUGGAUCCUGAAGAGCAGGCUAGAAUUUUAAUGGCUGCGGCAGGAUCGGAUGAUGAGGAUGGCAAAGACGAAAAAGCUGCCGGAAGGGCAGUGAGAACCGCUAACGAGAAGCCCCCUGAAGAAAUUUUCCGAAAGCCGGACCUCGUCGUUACUCCCGAUAUGAAAGUCGAUAUGCUUGGAAGCGUUGAGACGAUCGUUGACAAUAUCGUGUUGAUCAAAGCGAACAUAUCCGGUGAAUAUCAAGUGUUGGAAACAGGCUCGGUUCUCUGCUCAGCAAACUUGGAUGUUCUUGGGGUGGUAUCAGAUACCUUUGGAAAGGUCGAACAACCGCUCUACACCAUACAUUUCCCGAACCCGGACGAAGUUCAAAAGGCAGGUCUGGAAAAAGGGGUGCCGGUGUUCUACGUGGUGGAUCACUCGACUUUUGUUUUUACGCAGCCGCUCAAGGGAUUAAAGGGCAGUGACGCGUCGAAUCUGCACGAUGAGGAGAUUGGAGAUGAUGAAGUCGAAUUCUCAGACGACGAAGCGGAAGCAGAGUAUAAGCGUCAACUGAAGCUCAAACGUCAACAGAAACGAGAAGGCCGAUCUGAGCCUAGCAGGGGUGGCAAGCGUAGAGGUGGUCCGCCUGGCCCCUCUGGGCUGAGAAACACGGUGCUCAAUUAUGACGAUGAGCCUCAGGACGAUGGGUAUAAUACACUACAACGUCCAAAGGACUUGCAUCAGCAGAUGGGGGGUCGCGAUCCGAUGCAAGAAAGCCCAUACCGCCCGGCUGAAAGAAGCUCGCGGGGUGGCAGAGGACGCGGAAGAGGGAGAGGAUACGAUCGAGGAAGAGGAGGCCGUGACAGGAAUAGCGGUGCCCGACACCAGUCGCAUCGAGACAGCUACCAGCAGCAGUCUGUUUCUGAGCAAUCCCACCGGCAGCCUCUCCGCUCCCCGGCUGAAUACUCUGCGCAACAACCGUCAUAUAUCUCCCACCCGUCAGCCUAUUCACAACCACCGCCACCCCCUCAGUCAUAUCCCGCAAUGUCACCGCCAUCCGCUCAAUUCGCUUUUCAAAAUUUCCCUUUCCCUCCUCAGCAACCGCCCUUUGGCUUUCCACCGCCAGGCUCUCAUAUUAAUCCAGCUUUUUUCCCCAUUCUUCUGCAGCAGCAGCAGCAGCAGCAACAGCAACAUCCUCCACACCAGCAGCCUACUAUAUCCCCGCCAACACCGACAGUUCAGACACCAACCGACGCAUUUGCAGCCGCCCAAGCUCAGAUUGAUCUACUAAGGCGAUUGAGUGGCGGAGCGUGA
Molecule: messenger RNA, 1998 nt
Organism: Uncinocarpus reesii 1704
Lineage: Eukaryota; Fungi; Ascomycota; Eurotiomycetes; Onygenales; Onygenaceae
Exons: 1
Coding region: 1-1998 (665 amino acids)
Biological process (GO): pseudouridine synthesis; ribosome biogenesis; box H/ACA snoRNP assembly
Cellular component (GO): sno(s)RNA-containing ribonucleoprotein complex
Molecular function (GO): RNA binding
Source: RefSeq, a predicted model, not a curated record